GCCACCACAGAACCCCCAAAAAAGAAGCCAGAUCCUGUCACUUCGGAGACGGUGGUGAUCUGGGGGCUGCGCCUCUGGCAGGUGAUUGGGAUCUUUGCCAUCUUUGUCCUGGCAGUCAUUAUCACACUCUGCUGCAUCUUCAAGUGCCGGAUUCCCAGGACAAAGAAGGAGAUUGAGGCACGUUACGCUCAACGGCAAGCAGCCAAGACAUAUGCAGACAAGCUGGAGACUGUGCCACCACUCAACGAGCUGACAGAGAUCCCUGGAGCCCAGGUUGCAGAAGAGAAAAAAGAAGAAGUCCCCACUGUGUCUGGAAAAGUUGACAAGGCUCAGG
Molecule: messenger RNA, 334 nt
Organism: Merops nubicus (carmine bee-eater)
Lineage: Eukaryota; Metazoa; Chordata; Aves; Coraciiformes; Meropidae
Gene: TMIE
Product: transmembrane inner ear
Exons: 3
Source: RefSeq, a predicted model, not a curated record